Molecule: messenger RNA, 3315 nt
Organism: Symbiodinium pilosum
Lineage: Eukaryota; Dinophyceae; Suessiales; Symbiodiniaceae
Source: the annotation of a GenBank genome assembly
AUGGAUACCGAAACGGGCUACGACCCGGAGGUCUGGCAGUUAAUCUGUGGAGAACUCGGGCUGGCAGGGAUACAUCUGCCUGAGCAAGCUGGUGGUUCAGGCUUUGGUGCAGUUGAACUGGGGAUCAUCAUGGAGGAGUUUGGCCGCUCCAUGAUCUGCGCCCCGUACAUGGGCAGCAUUGUUAUGGCUGCCACUGCAUUGGCUGCAUGCGCCACGCUGAGUCAGCAACAGCGAUGGCUCGCACCGCUGCUCAGCGGCGAAAAAAUUGGUGCGCUGGCCAUUUGUGAAGACAGCGGCGAGUUCUACACGACACACCUGCAUUGCACCGCACGAAUCUCCUCAGAGGGUUGGCAGAUCAGCGGCGCUAAGCGUUUUGUUCUGAACGGCAAACAGGCCGACACCUUGAUCAUCGCAGCAGCGACAGAUAACGGACCACGCUUAUUCGUCACAGAAGCGAGCACCGCUGGCGUCACCGCAGAACAGGUUGAAACCAUGGAUGCGACCCGCAAAAUGGCCGACCUGACGUUCAAAAAUGCCGACGCAGAACUGCUUGGCCAGGAUGUUCCUGUUGAUUUGGACGCCCUGCAGAACUUAACCCUCGUUGCGCUCGCCAACGAAAUGGUGGGCGGGGCCCAGGCCCUGCUCGACGCAGCCGUUGAAUACACCAAACUGAGGGUGCAAUUCGGCCGUACCAUUGGCUCUUUUCAGGCCAUCAAACAUCGGCUGGCCGAUCUGUUACUUGUGGUGGAGAGCGCAAAAUCUGCCGCCUACCAGGCUGCUGUUGCGUUAGACAACAACGACAACGUCACCGAACUUGCCAGUCUGGCGAAAGCCGCCGCCAGCGAAGCGUAUCUACAGGCCGGCAUCGAUUGCAUUCAACUGCAUGGCGGCAUUGGUUUCACCUGGGAAAACGACACACAUCUGUGGUUCAAACGCGCCAAGAGCUCGGAGGUUUUCAUGGGCACACCUGCUUUCCACCGGUGGCUGAACGAUAACUGGAAUCCGGAGCUGUCUCUGGUGGAAUGGCGUACCAAACUUGCCGACACAGGUUGGGCCACAGCGGAUUGGCCGGAGGAGUACUACGGCAAAGGCACCAGCGCAGAAGAAGCUGCGGAUAUAGCCGCUGUGUUCCAGGAUAUGGGCAUCGUUGGGGCUGCCCAAUCCGGCGUGCGCAUGCUGGCCGCAGCCACCCUGCUUGCCCACGGCAACGACGCGCAGAAGCGGAAAUAUCUGAAACGCAUCAUCACCGGUGAGGACAGCUGGUGUCAGCUGUUCAGCGAACCCGGCAGCGGCUCAGACCUGGCCGGGUCGACAACCCGGGCAGACCUGGUAGGCGACGAAUGGAUCGUCAAUGGCCAGAAAGUAUGGAAUACCAGUGCCCAUCAUGCCGACUAUGGUCUGUUGCUGGCCCGCACAGACUGGGAUGUACCCAAGCACCAGGGGCUCAGCUACUUCAUCAUUGAUAUGCAUCAACCGGGUGUUGAGGUCCGCCAGCUUAAACAGAUGAACGGACACGCCAGCUUUAACGAAGUGUUCAUGACCGACGCUGUUGUAUCCCGAGAUAACCUGCUCAGUGAUAUAGGCAAUGGCUGGCAGGUAGCCGUCACCACCCUUGCCCAUGAGCGUCGCUCGUUUGACCGCAUCCGCGGGGGUGGCUCGUUUGCCGAACAGAAAGGCCGAAUUUAUGAUGAAUACCGCGAAGAGCUCGAAAUCGAUAACGAACCUUAUAAGUGGUAUCCGCAACGCGCCGGCCGCGUCGAUCUGAUCCUGCAGCGCGCCCAGGAAACCGGCGCCAUCAACGACCCGGUCACCCGUCAGGAAAUUGCAAAACUCCUGAUCAUGUCACGCAGCGCACAAUGGACCGCGGCACGAGCCCGUGCUGCCCAACAGGCUGGCAAACCGCAGGGCCCUGAAGGCUCUCUGGGCAAACUGGCGGCAAGUAACAUCGCGCGCCUGGCCGCGCGGGUGCAUACGCAUAUCAGCGGCGCAGAUGCACUGCUCAGCGGGCAAGCGAGCCCUCACGAUGGCAUUAUUGCGGAAAUUCUCGUGUCGGUCCCUGCGGUAUCCAUCGCUGGCGGCACUGAUGAGAUUCAGAAAAACAUCAUUUCCGAACGCGUCAUGGGCAUGCCAAAAGAACCGCGAUUCGAUACCGGUCCUUUCAAAGAUCUCCUGGCAGGGCCUUUUGCCGGCACAACACUGGCUUACUUCGGCGCAGAGGUCAUCAAAGUAGAACCGCCCGGCGCCGGCGAUCCCAUCCGUGGCUGGCGCCUGCUCGACGACUCCGGCACAGCGUUCUGGUGGCGCUCUCUGGGUCGCAACAAGAAAUCCGUUACUGCAAACCUGCGCACCGAAGCCGGCCGGGAGGUGGUGAAAAAACUGAUGACCACCGCUGAUGUGGUCAUCGAAAACUUUAAACCCGGGACUAUGGAAAAAUGGGGAUUAGGACCGCAGGAUUUUGAAACAUUAAACCCGGAUCUGAUCUUCGCGCGUAUUUCCGGAUAUGGCCAGACCGGCCCCAACAGCACCAAACCCGGUUAUGCGUCAGUGACUGAAGCGUAUAGCGGUUUUCGCUACGUAAACGGUUUUCCCGGCGAGCCACCGGUUCGGCCCAACCUAAGUAUCGGCGAUACCAUAGCCGGUAUUCACGCCGUGUUGGGCGUCUUGUUGGCAUUACUGGAACGCAAACAGGAUCGCGGUACCGGCGGACAGGUUGUUGACGUUGCCCUUUAUGAGGCCAUGUUCAAUCUGAUGGAAGGGGUAGUGCCUGAAUAUUCAGGUGGCGGCGCCAUUCGUGAACCUUCUGGGUCAACCAUCACCGGGAUUGUGCCCACCAAUACCUAUUUGUGCGCUGAUGAUAAACACGUUGUGAUUGGUGCUAACGGCGACUCAAUAUUUGUCCGACUGAUGCAGGCCAUGCAACGCAAUGAUGUUGCCGAGGAUCUGCGCUACGCGGACAACGCUGGACGUGUGACCCACCAGGAAUUCAUAGACGGCUUGAUUGCUGUCUGGACACGUGCGCACAGUGCGGCUGAAGUGAUUCAAAUUCUGGAAGCUGCAGAUGUUCCAGUGGGGCCGAUCUAUAGCGUUGCGGAUAUGAUGGAAGACCCACAUUACCAGGCCAGAGGUUUAUUCGAGCGCGUCGAAACACCGCAAGGGGAGCUCACCAUCCCGGCCAUCCUGCCGAAACUCAGUGCCAGCCCAGGCGCAACAGACUGGCCUGGUGGUGAAGUAGGCACCUACACCACCGAGAUGCUGCUCUCCGUGGGUUACAGCGAAGAGGACCUGGCGGCACUGCGCAACAGCGGCGAUAUUUAG